Molecule: messenger RNA, 1944 nt
Organism: Phanerochaete carnosa HHB-10118-sp
Lineage: Eukaryota; Fungi; Basidiomycota; Agaricomycetes; Polyporales; Phanerochaetaceae
Exons: 8
Coding region: 866-1852 (328 amino acids)
Biological process (GO): glycerol transmembrane transport; water transport
Cellular component (GO): plasma membrane
Molecular function (GO): glycerol channel activity; water channel activity
Source: RefSeq, a predicted model, not a curated record
CGUUAUGCUCUAUGUCUCAUGCAUGAAUUCGGAUGCUCGGACACCUACUACUCCGAUGGGAGGCUGUAUCCCGGACUGAACUACACUGUACUGCAUUUUUGCGUCGCACGCCACUGUCAAGACAGCGUCGUCCUCCGGCCUUUGCGAUGGCCGGCAUGGCAACUGAGUUCACCGGUCGUCUCCAUCACAAACGUGAGGAUCCGUAUGUACCACUCCGUGCUGAUAUGCUUACCAGGAGGCGCGGCUCUGGGACAAAGAUGAAUCUUAUCCUUGGCCGCAAAAUCUCGCCGUGACGGUUACUGAAACAGAAGGGCGGUGAGCAAUGGACUGGCAAGUUGUCUGCCAACGAUUCGCUUUCUUACUGCUUGUCAUUCUCUCAAUGCAGAAAAGCACAUCGUACUCCCUGAUUAAAUCCCCAAUACUGUGCUUGCUUUGAACCUGUUGACCACCAAACAGACUGAGCGCACAGCCCAACAGACCAUGCUAGGCCCGUCUCCAGGAUCGACUCCACUGCCUCUCUGCACCGACCCUUGGCAUCAUUUCAUCACAUUCAGUCGUUUCCGGGCGAGGUAUCGUCUAUCAGGCACGGAGUUGGAAGGUCUCAUCAUGCCAGCAACCUCUGAAUGCCAGAACAUUGUGCCUGACGCCGUUGUCUGUCCUAAUUUUCCGCGGGGCGAUGCGAGCAGGCAAACUUCGCCACAAAAUGCGGCAAGCGCGACUGUACAUAUAAUCGCCAAGGCAAAACCCUUUGUGCUGCAGCUCUGGAAGCCCUCUCUACCUUGUCCUGCUAUCUGUAACGCCCCUUCACUCUCGAAGAUGUCCCUGUGCCCUGCAACGACCACUCUGGACCAGCUCCCCCACAGAGAUGUCGUCCAUCUCGCGGAUAUUCAAACCCGCCCACAUAUCCUCUCUGUAUGGGAACGAUACCGUCAUCGCCAAGCACACUAGUGUUGAUUCUGCCCUUGGCUACGUCACCGGGAACAUCAUCGGAGAGCCGAUUUCGUCUCUUCUGCAGAUCGGAUUUGCGUACACCCUUGGGAUCCUGUUUGCCCUCGUCACAUGUGCAUCUACUUCCGGUGGUCACUUCCAUCCUGGGUUCACAAUCAGCCAAGUCUUAUAUCGUGGCUUCCCAGUCAAGAAGGUGUGCAGAUACAUAGUAGCCCAAAUUUCUGGCGGCUUCAUCGCUGCCCUCCUCGUCUAUGUGCAGUGGCGUGUGAACAUUAAAGCAACAGAAGCGGCGCUUAUCGCUAACGGCAAGUUCGACUCUCUCAUGUUCACGCCAUCAGGCGUUGCGGGUGCCUUUGCGCUCUACGCGCCGCCAGGGUCAAACCUCGGUCAGGUCCUCUUGAACGAGUUCGUUGCCGAUUUCGUGAUCGGCCUUGUCAUCUGGGCUUGCUUGGACCCGACCAAUUUCCUAGUUCCGCCCGCUGCCGGCCCCUGGGUUAUAGCAUUAGCAUACUCGAUGAUAAUUUGGGGCUACUCUCCCGUUGGCGUGUCGGCCAACACUGCGCGCGACCUCGGCGGUCGCUUUGCCGCCUUGGUCAUCUGGGGCACGCCCGCAGCAGGUGGCCCAUAUGCUGCGAUUUCCGCGCUCACGAACAUUCCUGCGACGCUGAUAGCUGGGGCCGUCUACGAAUUUGUCCUCGCAGACUCGUCUCGAGUUAUUGCGCCGUCGCAAAUGGACUACAUUAUCAGUCACCUCGCGCACGCAAACCACAGCAGUAUCGGCGCAUCCACGCGCGCGCCCGAGCCCGAGCCCGAGAGGUCGUCAUCGUUUGCACCAAGCAGAUCGCCGUCGCUGGCAUUCAAGACCGGCCAGAAAACCAAGGUAGAGGUCAUCGAACAAGUGUGAUGCCCUUCUUUAUUUCGUUUCGGGCCCAAAAGCUAGAUUGUUGAGAUUGCUGGGAUGAUUGAUUAUGUGAACUUCACGACCCCGCCAUAAUG